Messenger RNA from Frankliniella occidentalis (western flower thrips), 3978 nucleotides. Its product is annotated as zinc finger protein 366. The record is from RefSeq and is a predicted model, not a curated record. Gene Ontology annotation, cellular component: nucleus. Gene Ontology annotation, molecular function: DNA-binding transcription factor activity, RNA polymerase II-specific; sequence-specific DNA binding. Bases 199 to 1704 code for a protein of 501 amino acids. The transcript is spliced from 9 exons. Gene Ontology annotation, biological process: regulation of transcription by RNA polymerase II. NCBI's taxonomy places the organism in Eukaryota, Metazoa, Arthropoda, Insecta, Thysanoptera, Thripidae.
AAAGGAGAAAGGCGGGGUGGGGUGGAGAGGAGGAAAGUCUGAUCAUGUGUUGACCGCCUGUCAUGGCCCUAGUUUUACUCUGAACAGAUGGAUUACCUUAAUGUUUUCUUGACUAUCAGCAUAUGGCCAUAACAGCGUGCGACUUUUACUGGAUUAGAUAUUCCAUUGAGCUGGUGAUUAGAGACCCCAUUAUAAAUUAUGGAGGCCAUGAACUUAGUAGAGGUUGUUUUAAAUCAUGGACAUGAAGAAGAGACUGACGAAUCUGCAGCAAUGACAGAUGCAACAAAAUCUUCCCCGAUUAAAGGAUUGGAUGAAUCUGUAACAAUCACUGUUACAAGGACCCCAGGUAGACCUGGUAACACAGAGAGGCUAACUGGAAAGCCAGCAAACUUCGCCCUGUUGUCAUCUCCUGCUAGAAAUGGAAAGAACUCUGAUGUCACAUGCUCAAGUCCAAGAGAGGAAAUGACCUGUAAUGUGUGUGAAAGGGUUUUUAAGUAUAGAGCAGCAUUCCAGCGACAUGAAGCACAAUGUGGACUCCCAAUUGCCUUAAAAAUAGAAAGGGCUGCCAUUAUUGAAGCAAAAAAGAUGGAAAAAGCUGUUUUGUUUGAAAAACGUAAAUUGGAGGAGAAGCAGGAAAGACUUCCCAAUAAGGAUACUCCUAAACUUAGCUGUCAAACAUGUUUAAAACAGUUUAGUGAUGAAGACACCUACAAAAGCCAUAAUUUUGCUGCAUGUGCCGCCGAAAGAGCCACAUACACCUUUGCUUGUAGUGUUUGUAAAGCUCGGUUUAAAUAUAAAAAUCAUAUGAGACGACAUGAAGAUUCUCACAAUAAUGUGCGCCGUUACAAUUGUGAAGUAUGCACCACUGCAUUUUUACGUCCCGACCAUUUGAAGCGACACAUGAUGCGCAUGCAUGGAAUAGUUCACCUUCCAUCACAAAGUGCACCUGAGAAGUUAACUUUGAAACCAAGUCCAGGACCUCCAGCAGUUCACACGUCAGAUGAAAAAAGUUCUAUUGUGACCACGAAAAAUGUUCCCAUGCAAUGUCCCAUGUGUAACAAAAUCCUCAGUCGUAGAGAUCAUCUACUCCGACACAUGCGUAAUGUCCAUCAUAUCAACAAUGAUUCUAGAAAACGUUCUAGAAAUUCUGAUCCUAUAUUACAAGGUUUUGGUGGGGGUGUGAUGGAUUUAUUUGGCGAUACUUCACAUAAUGUUCAUAAUGAUGAUGAUGAAGAAGAAGGAAGUGAAAAUCAGAGUAUGGAGUCUCAAGAUGGACUGUUGAUUGAUGAAUCAUAUGAAAGUGUCAAAAGAGAAAACGACUCACCAGCACCAGAGACUCAUGCUGAGUCAGAAGAAAACACCACUUCUCACGAUAGUUUUGUUAACGGUGCUCAUCAAUUGAAUGAGCCAACAGAAACUCCCUUAAACUAUUCCUACAAUCAAUUUCAAAAUGAUUUAAAUGUGAAGGUGCAAGCUCAUUUAGCUGAAAAUCAAAUGUUGACGUCGCCUUUCAGUAAUGGAGUGCCAAAAACUAAAGUUGCUUCUCAGAUCGCUGCAAAUAAUGCACCUAAUGUAAGAAGUAAUGCAGAGGUAAAGUCGCGGUAUUUUAAUAAUAGUGACAGCAAUCAAAGUGUUUUGUCUAACAACACACGAAAUUCAGGUCAUGAUUGGAUUUCUGAUCUGGCAAAUUUUAACGGCUGGUAAUGAAACAAUAUUUGUUUGUAGUUUUCAAAUUGAAUCAGUCAACAUUCUCAACAAGCCGUGCUUGGCAUUAUUUAAAUUUUUAUGAACUUCAGUCACUAGUGACACUGUAUUUCCUGAUUACAAGCAGGAAAUGUAUUUCCUUCUUUUCUAUUUCUUGACAAGUCAUCAUUCAUUGUUCAUAAAACCAGUAAAAACUUUCAGUAAGUUUUAACAUCUUCUAAGACUUGCAUCUUUUAAUUUAUUUAGGAAGAAUUUGUUCAGAAUUGUACAACUGGGAAGAAACUGUCUUUUCUUUUGUUAUGCUUCUAAUGUGAACAGGUACUAGAUAUUUGGGACUGUUUCUAAAUUGUUAAAAAUGUCCAACGUUAAUUUCUCAAAAGUUGUGCAAUUGAUACAUAGUCAAUGAUGUUCCUAUUUUUGGUACUGACAUUCAGCAUUGAUGUGUUCAUGAUGUCACCAUAAUGAUAUGUACUGUACUUACUUGAAAUGUAGUCCUCUUCACCUGAUAAAGAGUCUAGGGGGUCCUAUAGGCUCCGUGUAUUUGUUGCAUAUACUACUCUGCCAGUGCAUGGGUGGGUUGCAUACUUGCUCGGUACCAUAAGUCGGCAGAGCAAUCGACGAUAACAACGAUAGGCAAGCGAGCCCGCUAGCAUAAAGCGGUACAUGAUGACAAAAAUGUAGUACAGGGUCUCUGGGACACCCUAUAUAUUUAUUCCAUGAGAUAGCUUUACAACUUGGAAACUCACCAUCAGAGUUUUUGUGAUAUUAAAGAAAUCCAAACUGUUCAUGUUCAAUUCAAAGCAGCAAGAAUUUUCUGUUUUACUCUUUAGGCAUGCAUUUAACUUUAGAAGUCACUUUUAAAGUACUUUUAGGUUUUCAAGUCGAUAUCUUGUGUGUUCAGUAAUUGAGUAGUUAGAUUGUAUGUGAAAUCUUGAAUAUUCAGUAUGCGUUUGCCUUUCCUGACAACUUCUUUGCAAGUUUUCUUAUAUUGUAGUUGAUUUAGAGUAUGUUCCUUUCUUUAAAUAAUCAAGGUACAAUUUUCUUUUUCUCUUUUUGAUAUGUGAUACAGAAGUAGUGUAAACAGUCUGGGGUAUUGCAUUUUUAGUUUUUAGAGACCUGUGAAUAAAAAGUACAAGUAUCCCUUAGGGAAAAAGAAUUUGGUUGUGGUAAAGCUUGGAUUUAUGAAUGUUCAUGGGAAGUGUCAUUUUCAUAUUCAAUUAUUUUCAGGAUUAUUCGAAUUUUGUAUAUACUGUAAUUUUUCAGUUAGGUAUCAACUUUCAACUGCCAUUGAUUAAUUUGUAAGUGAUAUUUUAGAUUGAGUAUGAGGAUAAGCUGUAUCAUUUGAUUCCAUUACAUAUACUACACAUUUCUUUUGGGAUGUGCAGUGGGGUAGUCAAUGUAAUCAAUAUUUGUUUAUGAAGAUGAUUUUAUAUUCAUGAACAUGACAGCAUUUUGUGGUGUGAUAAUACUCUCCAUGUGACCUGUACUGCAGCUGGAAAAAGAGUUGAAUGAAUUAGAUUUACUAUUCCAUUUUGUAGGAUUAUGUUGGCAUGUAGCAUCAUAUUUUACAUCCAUUCAUUAUGUACACUUUCAGAUAAUGUGUCUGAUUACCAGUACAUCCGUACAAAACAUGAUGGUUAUACUGUCAUAAUUUAUUUUAUAUUUUAUUAUCACGAAUAUUACAUAUCUAGGAAGUGCUUUCUUUGAAAUUUUGCCUUUGUCUGCAUGACUGAAAAACUAAGACUGGCCCAAAAAAAGAUAUCACUUAAACAUCUUUUAAAUGAUAAUUCCCGAGUAUUAGCCUAUUUGCCCAAUGAGCAUUGUUGAAAAAUGCACAUUGUGCUAGGUUUUUAUUGAAUUUGUUCAGUCAAUUGUCCAAUUUAGCUCAUCAGAUUUGUGUUGUAAACUAUAAUUAUACAAAAGCUAAUUCCUAAAGGGUUUUCUUUUCAUAACAAUCCAACAUUCUUAUGGUUUAGAUGAUCAAAGAGUGAUCAUAACAUGAAGUAUGAAUAAUUCUGUACAAAUCUACUAUUUACAGAUGUUCUUAAAUGGUAUUGAUUUCACAUUUUGCUUAAAGAUUGUGACCAUUCUAAUGUCUGUGAUGAGUUACUCAACCUAAGUGAGAUAUGUGUUCUUUAGUCUUACUAUGAAUAUUUUCUCUUCAUAAUUAUUUUUUAAACUUAUAAAGUCCCUUUUCUUUAAGAUAUUGUGUGUUGGUUUUUCUUUAAGCCUUGUAGUGUAAAUAUUUGAAGUAAGUACAUUGUUGAAUCUAAA